AUGUCGGUCAAUUCCCCACCCGUCUACACCAUCGACCUCUCCCUGCCUCCACGCUCACGCUACAAAGCCGUUACAAGAGACUAUGCCCCAAUCCUGCACCAGCUAACCAGCCUCUACACCGAAUUAGUCGCACACCUCAAGUUACCCCCUUUUUUCUUCCAUUUCCUCGGCCGCUUACUGCUCCGCCGACUCGCUAGCAAUGAGCAGACCGAGGAGCUACGCGGAAUUAGCGAAGAAUGCGGCGUACCCAUGUACCUACUGGUGGCCUACAAUGUAUUUCUAGACUUGCUCCUAGGCUACGUCAUUGUGCAAUUCAACUACAUCAAUUCGCUGCAGGGAGAAGUCAUAGCGCGGACAGUAGGCUACGUAGGUUUCGUCGGCGUCCUAACAGGCGUACGCAAAGGCCUCAGCGUUUCGCUCAACUUUCGUCCUUACCACAAUACAUCAGGCCUAUCCCUCGAGAACGCGCGAUACUACGGGAACACACUGCUCGUCCUCCUAGGUCGACGCCCAAGUAUCACAACCGUAAUCCGCGACUUCCUACUCCCCAGACCCAUCGAAACGCCGCGAGUCCGCAGAAAGCUCUCCAAAAAACGAGGCCGAAGCGCACGCAAACAGCAAGACCUCGAAGAAGAAGACGAGAAAGAGAAAUUAGUACCACUACACCUCCCACCCUACACCCCAGAAGCAAUAACCUCCCUCCUCCCCACCCUCCGCACACCAGUCGCCUACCUAAUCUUCUGCACCCCCUCCGAAACCCUCCUCUUAGAAAAAGACUUUCGAACCGCCAACACCCUCCGCUCCCCAACCUUCCUUGCCACCACAAACCACGACAUCGCCCUCGAACCCGCUUCUCCCUCCCAACCCCCCACUACUUCCUCACCCGUCCAACCCCGCAUCCACGCUUUUCUCCAGGCAAGCAUUUUCCUGCAAGCAAGCGUACAGGAUAUCCUGGAUGACAGUAUUUACCGUAAAGAAUGCUUGACGCUGGCGUGGCUGGCGUGGCGGCGGCGGCGACGACGACGACGACAGCAGGAGCGGCAAGAGCAGCGUCAGGAAGAGGACUGUGGGGCGCAGGAGCAGUCGGAAAUAGUAGGAGUUCCGUUAAGUACGCUGGAGAGGUGGGUAGAAAGGUACCCAGUGAGCAAUGCAACUACGCAUUUUGCGUGUAUUAUGGAUCCGGGGGCGGGCGUAUUUCAGUGGAUUAGAAAGUUUGAAGUGGGAGAGAUUGUGGAGCCGGUUGUGAUGGGAGAGGAAGAGUCUCAGUAG
Messenger RNA from Bipolaris victoriae FI3, 1269 nucleotides. RefSeq lists its product as hypothetical. Gene Ontology annotation, molecular function: hydrolase activity, acting on carbon-nitrogen (but not peptide) bonds. Bases 1 to 1269 code for a protein of 422 amino acids. The transcript is spliced from 2 exons. Lineage: Eukaryota; Fungi; Ascomycota; Dothideomycetes; Pleosporales; Pleosporaceae. The record is from RefSeq and is a predicted model, not a curated record.